This is a messenger RNA of Pundamilia nyererei, 897 nucleotides long. Its product is annotated as transmembrane protein 47-like. The transcript has 3 exons. Gene Ontology annotation, biological process: cell-cell adhesion. Gene Ontology annotation, cellular component: membrane; cell-cell junction. Bases 182 to 730 code for a protein of 182 amino acids. Lineage: Eukaryota; Metazoa; Chordata; Actinopteri; Cichliformes; Cichlidae. The record is from RefSeq and is a predicted model, not a curated record.
GCUGUUCCCACAGGCGCAGCGUCUGGCUGCAGUAACAACACUGCUGGGACUUGCCCGACCGACUUUCGCAUUCGACCUCCAAACAGCGUGAGGGACGGAUACAUCAAAACAUUCAUAGGACACCCACACCCACACACACCCUCCCCUUGUUUCGAGCCCUCUUCGCCUCUCCAGUCCCGCCAUGGCGUCUGCUGUACCCGAGACGGAGGGGUCAGCGCGAAGCUCCCCACUGACACCGCUGAAGCUUGUCGGGGUGGUGUGCGUCUUCCUGGCGCUUUGCUUGGACAUAGGAGCCGUGAUGAGCCCGGCUUGGGUGACUGCCGACGACCAGUACUACCUGUCCUUGUGGGAGUCCUGCUGGAAGCCAGCGAGUAGCGAGAACUGGCAGUGCAGCAGCACGCUGGACUCAGACUGGCAGGUUGCUACGCUGGCACUGUUGGUAGGGGGUGGAGCCCUGGUGCUGAUGUCAUUCUUGGUUGCUCUGGUUGCUGUGUGCAUUGGCACGAGACGGCGGUUCUACGCGCCUGUUGCCUUCAUGCUCUUUGCUGCAGUUGUACUCCAGGCCUGCAGUUUGGUCCUCUACCCUGUCAAGUUCAUCGAGAGUAUCAACUUGAGGAUCUACCAUGAAUUUAACUGGGGCUACGGCCUGGCCUGGGGAGGCACCAUCUUUUCCUUCGGUGGGGGAAUCCUCUACUGCCUCAAUCCCAAGAACUAUGAGGAAUACUACUAGUGCUACCUCAUGUCUGGAACCCUCUGGUCACAUCUUCAGAGUCUGAGAGGUACAUAGGGACUGAAUAACAUUUCUAAUGUUCUGGGAAAGGGGGAGGGAGUGGGUGUCUAUUAACAGCUCGAUUCCCAAGAACUUUAAAGGGAAACAUCGGACAGCCAGUAACUGUA